Molecule: messenger RNA, 2983 nt
Organism: Lutzomyia longipalpis
Lineage: Eukaryota; Metazoa; Arthropoda; Insecta; Diptera; Psychodidae
Gene: MFS16
Product: glucose-6-phosphate exchanger SLC37A2
Exons: 6
Coding region: 562-2217 (551 amino acids)
Biological process (GO): transmembrane transport
Cellular component (GO): membrane
Molecular function (GO): transmembrane transporter activity
Source: RefSeq, a predicted model, not a curated record
AGAAAAUGUCGCGAUUUUUUUCUAAAAAGUGCAUUGAAAUUUUUAAAGUCGAUAUUAGUGCAUUAAUAGGAAUGUGCCACCCACCAAACUUCCUCAAUCGAUAGAAUAUUAAAUUAUCUAUCCAGUGAUGGUAGAAUUUUUCAGAUUGAGGCAUUUUUCUGGGUGACACAUUUCUCGAAAGUCGAGGGAUACCUAGGGAUCACAGAAUUCCUAUGGAAAUAGAGCUCUUGUCAGGCCCCUGUGUCAAACAAUAAUGUCAACUUUUUUGUGGUGCGUGUCUUUUUUUUACAUCUCAAGAAUUUAGCUCAUUUUGCAGUUUCCCUUCAUACCGUCUUCACAUCUCAACGAGGAGACUUCAUUGUGUAUUCACAGUAGAUUCCUAGGAAGGUGGAGAAAACUCCCCAAAACAAAGCGCUCCACAAUGGCUAGGUAGUCUCAGCAACAGAGAGCCAGCUCAUCUCUUUUUUCCUGCAUUUCUGUGAGGGAGAACAUUUUCGCAGCAAAACUGCGGAGAUUUAUUGGCGCCUGUGGUGUUGUGAUAAGCAGCCGAGAAGAUAGUUCAUGAGAUUUGCCUGGAGACGGUGGAGAAUGAGCAACACGGACGUCCCCAUUGGCACGAGGUGUCUCCAAGUCCUCAGCACACACCUCUGUCCUCGUGUGCGGAUCAACAGACCUCUCUGCUACAAAUUUAGCGUCCUGGCACUGACCUACAUUGCCUACUGUUGCUACCACUUGACGCGGAAACCCAUUUCCGUGGUUAAAUCCGUCCUACAUCGCAAUUGCUCGACUGUAGCCCUACCCAGGGGUGUCCUGCUGAGCGAUGCCAUCGAUAAUAGUACAUGGUGUGACUAUCCACCCUUCGAUGGACCCAAUGCACCCGCCCUAUUUGGCACCCUCGAUUCAGCCUUCCUCUUCUGCUAUGCCAUUGCAAUGUUCGCUUCGGGCUUCAUUGCUGAACGCGUCUCCCUGCGGUACUUCCUCACAUUCGGCAUGCUCCUCUCGGGAAUCUUUUGCUACCUCUUUGGCUUAGCAAAGACCUACAACAUCCAUUCAAUUGGCUACUUUGUCUUUGUGCAAGCCAUGGCGGGAAUUUUUCAGACCACCGGAUGGCCAGGGGUAGUCACCGUAGUCGGCAGGUGGUUUGGCAAAUCGAAGCGUGGCUUGAUAUUUGGCAUUUGGAAUAGUCACACGUCAAUUGGGAAUAUCUUUGGGUCGCUCAUUGCUGCCAAGUACGUGGAGAGUGAUUGGUCCAUGUCGUUUAUUGUGCCAGGACUCAUAAUGGGGGUGUGUGGCUUCAUCUUGUUCCUAUUCCUUGUGGACUCACCGGAUUCCGUGGGGUGUGCCGAGAGGCAUAUCGAGACACGGCGGAGGGAUCAGUAUUCACGUGUGGAGAAUGCCGACAGCCCAUCAGAUGAUUCAGAUCCAGAUGACACAGACAUUGUCGUAGGAGAGCAGGAGGUCAGUGGCAACAUCGUGAGACCACUCAGAGGCAGUAUUAACACUGAAGUUACCAUGAGGGCCAAUGAGCGAAGUCCAAUGCUGGGCAGUGUAACGUCACUGUCGAGCUCAAAUUCAAGUGAAGCCAUUGGAUUUGCCGGAGCGCUGCGGAUACCGGGUGUCGUGGAGUUCUCACUCUGCCUCUUCUUCUCCAAACUCGUCAGCUACACAUUCCUCUACUGGCUCCCGCUCUACAUUCAAUCCUCAACGACGUUGGGUGCUGAAUUGAGUGCAGAUCUGUCCACGCUCUUCGAUGUGGGUGGGAUCAUCGGGGCAAUUGCUGCCGGUGUACUGUCUGACUAUACAAAUAUGCCCGCGAGUACAUGCACCGGAAUGCUGGCUGUAGCUGUUCCAAUGCUGCUUGUCUAUCAGCACUGGGGCACGCUCUCACUGCCCGUGAACAUUCUCCUGCUCUUUGUGGUGGGUAUUCUGGUGAAUGGCCCCUAUGCCCUGAUAACCACCUCCGUGAGUGCAGAGUUGGGUCAGCAUAGCUGUCUCGAUGGCAACUCCAAGGCUCUCGCCACCGUAACAGCAAUCAUCGAUGGCACGGGGUCCAUUGGAGCUGCUGUGGGGCCCCUCCUGGCGGGUUUGGUAUCCUCAUCGGGGUGGGAGAAUGUCUUCUACAUGCUCAUGAUCUCGGAUGUGUUGGCACUUUUGCUGCUCGUACGACUCGUCACGAAGGAAUUUAAGCGCCGGAAGCGAAAUGUUCGUAUCGAGUGAAUUCUCCGUGUGGAAUCUUUUAGGGAUUUUAGUUAAUAUUCAUUGUUGUUUAUUUCAUCAUUUACCAAUAAGUACGGAGAUUUUGGGAUGGGUGAUUUUUGAACCAAAAAUCGGCUAUUAAUAGUAUUUUGUGAGAGAGAAGAGAAAAGUAAUUUAUAAGACAUAACUCAUGAAAAAAAAACUCCAAAGGUUCAUUAUUGAAAAAAAAAAACACAUUAUUUUGUAAAAAGUAAAGAAAAAAAUCCCUUGUAAAUACAGAGAUCUGUUUGCUAUCUCUUGGGCAAAUUUUUUUAGCGUUUUUAUAAGAAAAUCUUGAGAUAAACUCAUAAUAUGAAUAUUUUACCCUUUUCCCUUCGAAUUUUAUCAUUUUUUUGAUGAGUUCAUCAUGUACAAAAUUUCACGCUAAAAUAAAAACAUUAGAGGGCAUGAGAUAAAUUUUUAUCAAAAACAACCGCGUCAGUGUUUUACGGACAAUAAAAGAUAAAUUGUAAUUUUAACAAUUAAAAUUUAAUAUUGUCGUCUUAUCAGAUAAAGAUUGAAGUGGUGUGUGAAGAAAACGUCGCAGAGGCAUGUAGAGUUUUGUGUGGAUCUGCAUUCUAUAAAGGUUACCCAAAAAAAAAUGGAUAAAGAGUGUGAAUCUCUCAUUUUACCAUCGAUUAUCCUCUUUUUAAUCAUCCUGGUAAGGCACGGAAGGAAGUUUAAUUAAUUUAUUCCUCAAAAAAAAACUUUGUACAAGAAAAAUAAAAAGAAACUUCUUGAAAAAUUA